AUGACUUCCAGAUUCUGGAGCCACUCGCCGAUAGAUGAAGAAGAAGAGAUGAACCAACGAACCCAGCAACAACGACCCUCGACCCACUCCCGAUCCGGACCCUGGACCUCGGAGCUCUUGACAAGCGAAGAACGCGCCCGCCGCGCCAAUCUCUCCAACGCCGAUCGUCAAGCCGAGGCCCGCGCCGCCCGCGAAGCUUACGAUCAAGCCCAAUCCCACUCCCGCGAAGAGACAUGGUAUCAGGAAUCCCCACCCAGAAGAUCCCGAACCCAUCGAUCCAGCCCCGGGACUCCAUCCGGAAACCCUCAAUUCUUCCAAGGAAGCACUCAGCCCAAGACCGCCAAGCAAACAAAACAAGCCGAGAAAGCCCAGCGAGCGGCCGAGAAGAAACACCGUCAAGAAGCUCGCCGCGAAGCCGAAGAGGAAGCUCGCAAGGAAAAGAAACAUUUCGAAAGCAUGACCCAGUGGGAAUAUGCCAAGCAAUGGAGUACCUCGGACCGGGCGACCUACGGGAACGCAUUCGAUGAAUUCUCUGCUUCGGCAGCGGCAUUCAUCACGGAUAACACGCGAGAAUUUCCUCGACUCAAGAAACACGGGUGUGCGCGAAACAACUGUGUGCAGGGAGAGAUUCUCGGGGUGUGUCAUCACGAAGUCGAAUUAACGCUUAGAGGAAGCGGAGUUUUCGAUGAGAAGAUGAUGAAGAAGGAGAGGCUGAGAUGGCAUCCGGAUCGAUGGACUGGAAAGGGAGAUUUGCAGAUCAAGGCAAAUGAACUCUUCCAGCUCAUUCAAAGAAUCAUCGAUGGUGAUGUUAAUGCAUGA
Molecule: messenger RNA, 819 nt
Organism: Botrytis porri
Lineage: Eukaryota; Fungi; Ascomycota; Leotiomycetes; Helotiales; Sclerotiniaceae
Exons: 1
Coding region: 1-819 (272 amino acids)
Source: RefSeq, a predicted model, not a curated record